Molecule: messenger RNA, 1485 nt
Organism: Sardina pilchardus (European sardine)
Lineage: Eukaryota; Metazoa; Chordata; Actinopteri; Clupeiformes; Clupeidae
Product: heart- and neural crest derivatives-expressed protein 1-like
Exons: 2
Coding region: 189-767 (192 amino acids)
Biological process (GO): heart development; regulation of transcription by RNA polymerase II
Molecular function (GO): DNA-binding transcription factor activity, RNA polymerase II-specific; protein dimerization activity; RNA polymerase II transcription regulatory region sequence-specific DNA binding
Source: RefSeq, a predicted model, not a curated record
UCAAAUGACAAAUACUUGAUAGGGCGUAUCAAACAGUCUAAAUAUAGGUUGUGAUAUAUGGUAUAGCAUACAUCCAAGGCAUGUAGUGUGUGCGAGUUGAUUUUCCUACAACAUCGGAAAAUAUAGAACUUUUGCAGAAGACUCGAAAUACCUUUGAAACAGUUCUGGGACUCUGAAGUUCUGGGAAAAUGAACCUAAUCGGAAGCUAUCACCAUCACCAUAUCAUGCAUGAGACAUUUUCUUUAGCGCAACGGUGUCACCAAGACAACCCCUACCUCCGUAGCUGGCUGAAUAACGGAGAGCACCCUAUAGAUCUCCAAAUACACUCAUCAAAUUGGACAGAAUUUGGAGAAGCUGUAUCGGUUCAUGGGAACCAGCAAGACUCCUUUGCAGCCGAGAUGGUCAAACGGCGAACAAGCGCUCCUAAAAAGGAGCGUCGGAGGACGGAGAACAUUAAUAUCGCAUUUGCUGAAUUGAGAGACUGCAUCCCCAACGUUCCCUCGGACACGAAACUGUCCAAGAUAAAAACACUAAGACUUGCCACAAGUUACAUUUCCUACCUCAUGAAUGUUUUAUCCAGUGGAAGUGCGACUGAGGGGUUCAAGGCUGAACUGCAGAACUGUGACAACACAGACUCAAAAAGAAAACGAGAGAUUAGAGAAGUUAUAAAGAAUGAAGACAAGCCAGAGGAAUAUUGUCGUGAAAAGAAAUUAAAAGGACGAACUGGAUGGCCGCAGCAAGUUUGGGCACUUGAGUUAAAUCCGUGAGGCUGUUAGUCUACGAGGAAGCCAAGUGCUAAACUGCCUAAAUUGGCUAUACGUGCAAUCAGAUUAUUUAUAGAACUACAUAUCUGCUUCAAACCUUUUUUUUUUUUUGCAACGGCUUCCAUACACUUUGUCACAUGUUUGUCUAAGCUUAUAUCACAGAUUCCACAUCAUAUCACAAAUAAUUAUACCUAAAAGCUAUAUGGAUUUAUGUUUAAUUUAAAACUGAAUUGAUUGAAUUCAGGAUUUAAAUUAAAUCACUCUGAAAAUGGCUGGCGUCUCCAAUCUACCUCUCAGGGCUAUGACGCUCGUUGCAAUCAAAUGGAUGAGGCCACUUUAUUAACUUUUGAUGGGGGAAAUAAAGUUCCGUCUUUUGUAAUUGCUAAUUUGUCCUUUAAUCAAAUAACAAAAUUAGGCCUAUCGACAUUUUAAUAGUUUACAGUAAGAAAUGCGAUUGACACAAAAUUACAAGUGGUACUUGUGUCUUGGCACUUGCGUUUUUACGCAUAUCUUUGAGUAUUUCUUUGUCAUUUUAUUAUUGACUAUUACCUCACCUGAACUUUUGACUUAGGCUAUGUCAAUCAAUUAUACAUGAUGCUUGAAGUAUUUUUCACUGCACAAAUGAAAAUGUUGUAAUGUGACGAGGAUGGCAAUACUGUGGCCUACAGGUAAAAAAAUAAACACAUUUGUCAUUAAAUUCAUUUUUGUAGUAAAAGUUAGC